AUGGCUGGUAAAUGAAAAAUUUAAGCGUAUCUAUGUAUUGGCAAAUUGUGCAAGUGCAACUGCUCAAAAGUACAUUUUUAGUAAGCUUUGGCCAAACAAUAUAAACAGUAAUAUUUGAAACUUGAGAUUUGUCAAGUAAUUCUCCCAUUAAGAGAGGGAAACUCAGCCCACAAAUCCACAACUUCCAUGGUGAAUUGUAAGUAACGCACAUAAUUAUCAGGCUCUAAUUAAUCACUCUGCUUGCAGAUUGUAUUCUGGUUCUUGUGGAAGCUUUUCCUCAAUCCUUUGAUGGGUGCACCUAAGCAGAAGUGGACUCCUGAAGAAGAAGCUGCUCUUAAAGCUGGGAUCCUUAAAUAUGGGCCAGGCAAAUGGCGUACAAUUCUUAAGGAUCCAGAAUUUAGUGGAGUGCUGCAUCUGCGUUCAAAUGUUGAUCUCAAGGACAAGUGGAGAAACAUGAAUGUGAUGGCAAACGGCUGGGGUUCUCGAGAUAAAGGAAGGUUGGCUUUGAAAAGGAUGAUUCAGGCCCCUGUGCAGGAUGAGGUGGCUGUUACCUCGGCAGCUGAAAGUGAUGAGGAAAUACCUGAAGCAAGGCCAGCCACUACUUCUAGUGGCUCUCCGCAGUAUGGUGGUUCAAGAAGAUCUCUCCUAAGGUUGGAUAAUCUUAUAAUGGAGGCUAUAGGCAACUUGAAGGAGCCAGGUGGUUCCAACAAGACUACCAUUUCUACGUACAUAGAGGACCAAUUUUGGGCACCUCCAAACUUUAAAAGGCUACUGUCGGCAAAACUGAAGUAUUUAACUGCAACUGGAAAACUCAUAAAGAUGAAGCGGAAGUAUAAAAUGGCACCUAAAUUUACAUUCUCUGACAGAAGAAGAAACCUGUUCGUUCCCCUCCUGGAUAGCAAUCAGAGGAUCUCUUCUAAGGUUGACGGGGAUGACAUAAACAUGCUCACUAAAUCUCAGAUAGAUUUAGAGUUAGCAAAGAUGAGUAGUAUGUCACCUCAAGAUGCAGCUGCUGCUGCAGCACAAGCAGUUGCGGAAGCAGACGUUGCUAUAGCCGAAGCUGAGGCGGCAAAUAGGGAGGCUGAGGCUGCUGAAGCGGAUGCUGAAGCUGCACAAGCAUUUGCAGAAGCUGCAACGAAGACACUACAAGGGAGAAGCAUCCCAAGGAUGGGCGUUGGAUGUGGAGGAGAGAAUUCAGAGGGGCACAAUGAAGUGUGAGGAAGCUGCUGAAGCAUGUCAGCCUGCAUUAGUAGGUAAUCUUGGCGGUUACAACAGGUUUUGGUAGAGGGGUGCUGGCUGAGAAGUUGGAAUGAUAUGGUUCUAGAGCCCGUUUGGAUUGGCUUAUAAGUUAGCUUAUAAGCUAUUUUCAGCUUUUUUGAGUGUUUGGCUGGCCAGCUUAAAGUCAUUUUAUGCUUAAAAUAAGCUCAAAAAAAUAAUUGGACCCAUUUGACUUAGUUUAUCUAAAGCAGCUUAUAAGCUGAAAACAGCUUAUAAGCCAAAAAAAAUAAGUUGGACUACCCCAACUUAUUUUUUUCAGCUUAUAAGCUGCAAACAGCUUUAAGCUGUAAGCCAAUCCAAACGGGCUCCUAGUCUUCAUAUUCCAAGGCACUAACAGUCAUACAUAUCUGUACACACACACAUAUUUAAUUUUUUUUUUUUUCUCUUUAAAUGUUCCAUCAACGUAAAUGUGAUGUAGAAUUCUUGUAAGUUAAUUAGGAGGGUAAUGAUACCUACAUACUACCAACUCUCUGCCAUAGUUGAUAGAAUUUCAGCUGUGUAACUUUCUGUGUCUCGAUGCAGCAAUUGAUUUAUCCUCACUACUUUGUUGUGUGAAAGCCUGGUCACUACUUGUUUCUUAUUCCCAUUUUUAAUUGUUUACUCUACCUGAAAAUGUGUAGACGAUACGGGCUUGAUUGAACUUUCAGAGGUUGUGCUAGAUACGCGAGUUAAGAGCUUUGCUGGAUUUUCUUCCAGUAUGAUAUUUUUGUUUGCUCAGCUAACUCGCUUGUUAUUGUUAGCUUGUAAAUAUGGUAAAAAAGUUUGUGGGAAUGGAAUAAUCCAGAAAAUGUAUACUCCAGCGUGGUGUCAGCAGUGAGGUCUUUCUGAUAGUAGGAAUUUGUAUCUCCCUUUCACCUGGACAAGGCUGGAGACUGUCAGCAAAUUGUUGUUUUCGUAUUAAGGCUGAUGAGCAGUUUCUGGUAGCUGGUGGAGUUUUCUGCGGACUGUGUGUCACGGGUAGGAACUCAUGAAUAAAGUAGUAUGGGCGAUCACACUGUUCUUUUUUAAAUGUAUACAGACGUGGAUUCAUUCAGUGAACAUAUUGAAGAGAGAUGAUUUGACGGAUAGUAUUGGCGAAAAGUAUAUACUGUAUUGUAUCAACUGCUUUGUUUGAGUUUGCAUAGCUUUUUGUUACUAAAUACCCAUCCGUCGAAAAGACUAGAGGAGUUUGGUUGACAGUUGAUAGUUGUACAGUUGGUCUCCGGUAUCUGCCUCUUAAUCUCACUGUGUUUCUCUACGUGCAAACUUUGUAAUUGUUCAUAACAGUAUCAUUGAGAGUUAUCUCGAAUGUUACAGCUUAGUGAUCUUUAUACCAAGAUGGUCUUUGGCUGUGUAAGGCUCACUAA
This is a messenger RNA of Lycium barbarum (goji berry), 2624 nucleotides long. RefSeq names its product telomere repeat-binding factor 1-like. Gene Ontology annotation, cellular component: nucleosome. The coding region runs from base 289 to 1218 and encodes 309 amino acids. NCBI's taxonomy places the organism in Eukaryota, Viridiplantae, Streptophyta, Magnoliopsida, Solanales, Solanaceae. The record is from RefSeq and is a predicted model, not a curated record. The transcript has 7 exons. Gene Ontology annotation, biological process: nucleosome assembly. Gene Ontology annotation, molecular function: double-stranded telomeric DNA binding.